UCAUCUUGUCCGGGCGGUGUGGGCUGGAGGAGGCGAUCUAGGCUUGCAGGAUGCGGGCGGGGUGAGUGCAUAUGAACAAAUGUAGCCUAAUCAAGCAUCGACCACAAACUCAGUCAUUCACUAAUAUCCUCAGGUUUCUCAAAAGCAGAAGUCGUCAUAGUUGGGUAAACUUCUAUAACGGUUCUUUGAGGGUGAGGUCAAAUCAUCAUGGCUGCUACCUCCCAAGUGUUCAGGGUCAUCCACGGCUGGAGAUUUGGUCAAAUCUUGGUGCCAGCCGUAACAUGCCAAAACUGCAGUCUGUCUCAUCUCUGCACUAAUGCAACUCAGCCACAUAGCUUUGUUCAAAGAUGGCGGCACCAGUCACGGGGAUACAGGACCUCACCUGCAUGGCACACAUACUACCUGACCCCACCUCAGGUUAACAGCAUCCUAAAGGCUAAUGAGUACAACUUCAAAGUUCCUGAGUUUGAUGGCAAGAACCUUAGUUCAAUCAUGGGCUUUGACAGCAACCAACUACCAGCAAACGCACCCAUUGAGGAUCGGAGAAGUGCAGCAACGUGCUUGCAGACACGCGGCAUGCUUUAUGGAGUAUUCGAUGGCCAUGCGGGCUGCGCUUGUGCUCAGGCGCUCAGCGAGCGGCUCUUCUACUACAUUGCCAUUUCGUUGCUGCCGCAUGAGACGUUGACGGAGCUGGAGAACGCAGUGGAGAGCGGACGACCUCUUCAACCGAUUCUGCAGUGGCAUAAGCACCCCAACGACUACUUCAGCAAGGAAGCCUCACAGCUCUACUUUUCCAGUUUGCGCACGUACUGGCAGGAACUUCUGGACCUGAGCGUUCCUGGGGAGCAACCUGAUGUUGCGGAAGCUCUUGUGAGUGCCUUUAAAAGGUUGGACAAUGACAUAUCCCUUGAAGCGCAGGUUGGCGACCCAAAUGCGUUCUUGCACUACUGGGUGCUUCGUGUGGCAUUCUCAGGUGCUACGGCAUGCGUUGCACACAUUGAUGGUAAUGAGCUGCACGUUGCCAACACUGGGGAUGGCCGUGCAGUCCUGGGCGUACAAGAACCCGAUGGCUCUUUUUCUGCCUUGACGCUCACCAAUGACCACAACGCGCAGAACGAAUCCGAGGUGCAGCGCGUGAAGUCCGAGCACCCGCUUUCCGAGGCCAAGACUGUGGUGAAGCAGGAUCGUCUCUUGGGGUUACUCAUGCCAUUUCGCGCCUUCGGAGAUGUUAAAUUCAAGUGGAGCAUCGAGCUGCAGCGUCGUGUUCUUGAGUCUGGACCGGACCAGCUCCAUGAGAAUGAGCAUGCCAAGUUCAUCCCACCCAACUACCACACGCCACCCUACCUUACGGCGGCACCGGAGGUGACACGACACCGCCUUCGUCCGCAGGAUCGUUUCCUGGUGCUGGGCUCGGACGGGCUGUGGGAAACAUUACACAGGCAGGAGGUGGUGAGGAUUGUGGGGGAACAUCUCACUGGAGUGCACCAGCAGCAGCCAGUCAGUGUUGGUGGUUUUAAGGUGACCUUGGGUCAGAUGCAGGGAUUGUUGCAGGAGAGGAAGGCUCGCAUCUCCUCCACCUUCGAGGACCAGAAUGCAGCUACACAUCUGAUUCGGCACGCUGUAGGGAGUAAUGAGUUUGGAAUGGUGGACCAUGAGAGGUUGUCAAAGAUGUUAAGCUUGCCAGAGGAAUUAGCUCGCAUGUACAGGGAUGAUAUCACUAUCAUUAUAGUGCAGUUUAACCCACACGUCAUUGGCGGACAGUAAAAGCGGACAGACUCUUUCGUCCUGUUACUUAUCUUGUGCACAUCUCAUCGCUGCAUUGUCAGUAAUAUCAGCACAGCAAAAUGUUACCUAUAGUAGUGGAAUGUAUUACAUUUUAUGUUCAUUUUUAUUUUCACAUAUUCAUGGCAGCUGCCUUACAGGGGAAUCCUAAUAUCUCAGUAGGUGAGUGGUGUUGAUUCCAAAUGUUAUAUGUGGAAUGAAGCCAAACAGAAGUUAUCCUGAGCCCACCACAGACCUGCUAUCACAAUUAAACGGUCAAAAUGCAACACAAAACUAUAAAUCAAGACUGGAACUCUCACAUCUUGUAAAAUUUAUUAAUGUAGGUUUAGCAGAUUUUGCACUAAGGAGAGACUUUAAAUAGUGAGGAUGACUGUAAUGUGCCAAAAUGUGCUUUUAUGUUAAAUGUUUUUAACUUUUGAAUGAAUGAAAAAGGAAAGUGAAAUAAAGGUCAUUUAAAAAUGAGUGUGAAAGAAUGAGAAUAGCAAGCGAAAUAGGUCCAGUUAAGUACUUUUAAAUGAGAAUGCUCUGUAACAGAGAUAUGUUUAAUGAGAUCACCCAAAAAUGAAAAUUGUCAUCAUUUACUCACCAUCAUGUCAUUCCUAAUAUGUAUGACGUUUUUUUUUUUUCUGUAUUCAAAAAUGAGAUAUUUUGAAAAAUUCCCCAGUGACAGUUAGUGGGGCACAGUGAUUUUUAGACAAAUAAGCUGCGUCUCAUUUUGGAGGCUGCAUUCUCCAGAGAUCACAUUUGAAGGCUGCAUACGUCAAGGCGGUCUCAUUUAAGAAAAACGCAGCCUCUAAAAUGAGACGCAGCUUUUGACUUACAAUUUUUUUUUUUUGCAUUGUGCAGAUGGAAAUGAAAGUCAUACAGGUUUGAAAUGACAGUGAGUAAAUGAUGACAGAAAUUUCAUUUAUGAAAUAAAAGAAUCAUCUUUUUAAUGUUUUAUUUUAGUUGAUAAUGCCACUAAUUAGCAUGGAUAUGGGACUUGAAAGCAACAGUGAAGUAUGUUUUUCAGAAUUUUUCAUUUUUUGAGUGCUUUAUUUUAGUACCAGUAUUUUGCAUUCUUUUUGACUGAUAAGUUCUCUCUCUUUUUUUUUUUUUUUUUUUUUUUUAAAUGAAUAGAUACAGUUUUUAAUGAAGCACAUCUUGGAGUUCAACCAAAUUAUCUUCUCAUUACUGUAAAAGUCCUGAUAAAGAAGUCUACUUUAUUUUUUUUUUUUUUACCCGUACAUGGAAUCAGAAGUUGGGCAUUUGAUGGUUUGUACAGUAAGCCUAAGGCAAAAGUUCCAAACGUGUAAAUGUUAAUGCUAAUAACAAAGAUUAUCUCUGUUACUUUCACAUUCUUUCUUCAGUCCCCUCUGACAGUGGUUCUAUAUUUAUAAUGGUGCUGGCCAUUGCUGAAAUUCUGUUUACUGAGGUGUGGAGACUUCACUGAAAGGUGAAGGGCAGGUAUUUAAAGAAACAACACAACCCUUCUUGUAAGACACACCUGUAUGCUUACACUGCUGUGGGGAAAUGUGAACCUGAAUGUUUUGCUUUAUGGAUUGUGUUUCCAAGUAACUUAGUUUUUUUUUUCAGGUGUCACAAUGUUUUUCAAGUGAUUGGCCAGAGGGUAAAGAUUAAAACUUGAGUUCAAUGAUAUAUUUUAAGGUCGGAGGGUUAUUGAACAAGGUUAAACCCAUAACUCUGUGUGAUUGUACUUUCUUGCCUGUUUUCAGUAUGUUCUUCUCAGCUCUUGCACAAGAACACAGCUGAUUACCACAUGAAAUGUUUUGAAUGAUAGUCAAUCAGUGUUAAGUAUAAAGGUAUAGGCUUGCUAAAGUGUAAAUAGAAACUACUUUAUAUUGGAAUUGCUUAAUACUUGAAGUAAAUGUAUGCUGCAGCUUAAGUUUGAAAUGUUUAACAAUAUUUUGCAGCAUGUCACAAGUGUAUGUAACAAUACUAUAUUAAUACGUGCUGGUGCAUGGCUUGUCUGAGGUCUCUUGCUUUUUAUAUUUAAAAUGUUUUAAUAAAAAUGUUGUAACCCGUUA
Molecule: messenger RNA, 3809 nt
Organism: Ctenopharyngodon idella (grass carp)
Lineage: Eukaryota; Metazoa; Chordata; Actinopteri; Cypriniformes; Xenocyprididae
Gene: pdp1
Product: pyruvate dehydrogenase phosphatase catalytic subunit 1
Exons: 3
Coding region: 208-1764 (518 amino acids)
Biological process (GO): protein dephosphorylation
Molecular function (GO): protein serine/threonine phosphatase activity; cation binding
Source: RefSeq, a predicted model, not a curated record